GGCUCGGGGUAACAAGGCUGCUGCUUGGCCGGCCGGCGGCGGCGACCAGUGGGGGCAUGAGGGCGAGCCGGGAAAAAGGCAGUUGAGCCGGCGGGGAGGAGCGCCAGUUCCGGAGGAUUCCGAGAGUGCGGAGCUCGGGUCAGGGGCCGGGAGGCGCGGGGAAGCCGGGCCCUUCCCUCAGGAGCGUGUCCCGGAGCCGACCCGGCCCGUAGUGUGGCAGCAGCUUCAGAAAGGUGUUGUUAGCAUCCUGUUUCUACAGACGAGGAAACUAGAACGCAGAGAAGUUAAAGAAGUUCCCUGAGUGUAUGCAGCGGUUGGAGCUGUGUGUUCGUGGACAGAGAGGCACUAUACUGUACCAGGCUCCCUUUAACUGGAUCUUGGCAGAUGGGAGGUGAGCACGUGAAACAAUAUGAAGAGGAGAAAAUAGCCUUUUAAGGAAAUUGGCCCACAGAAAGGAUGGCCUUCUUGGACAAUCCAACUAUCAUUCUAGCUCAUAUUCGACAGUCACAUGUGACCAGUGAUGACACAGGAAUGUGUGAGAUGGUUCUCAUUGAUCAUGAUGUUGACCUAGAGAAGAUUCAUCCUCCUUCAAUGCCUGGAGACAGUGGGUCAGAAAUUCAGGGAAGCAAUGGUGAGACUCAGGGCUAUGUAUAUGCCCAGUCAGUUGAUAUUACCUCAAGUUGGGACUUUGGUAUUAGAAGACGCUCAAAUACAGCUCAAAGAUUAGAACGACUCCGAAAAGAGAGACAAAACCAGAUCAAAUGCAAAAAUAUUCAGUGGAAAGAAAGAAAUUCUAAGCAAUCAGCCCAGGAGUUAAAGUCACUGUUUGAAAAAAAGUCCCUCAAAGAGAAACCUCCAAGUUCUGGAAAGCAGUCAAUAUUAUCUGUACGGCUAGAGCAGUGCCCUCUGCAGCUGAAUAACCCAUUUAACGAGUAUUCCAAAUUUGAUGGCAAGGGUCAUGUAGGCACAACAGCAACCAAGAAGAUCGACGUCUACCUCCCCCUGCACUCGAGCCAGGAUAGACUGCUGCCAAUGACCGUGGUGACGAUGGCCAGCGCCAGGGUGCAGGACCUGAUCGGGCUCAUCUGCUGGCAGUACACAAGUGAAGGACGGGAGCCGAAGCUCAAUGACAACGUCAGUGCCUACUGCCUGCAUAUUGCUGAGGAUGACGGGGAGGUUGACACAGACUUCCCCCCACUGGACUCCAACGAGCCCAUUCAUAAGUUCGGCUUCAGUACCUUGGCCCUGGUUGAAAAGUAUUCAUCUCCUGGUCUGACAUCCAAAGAGUCACUCUUUGUUCGAAUAAACGCUGCUCAUGGAUUCUCCCUUAUUCAGGUGGACAACACAAAGGUCACCAUGAAAGAAAUCUUGCUUAAGGCAGUGAAGCGAAGAAAAGGAUCCCAGAAAAUUUCAGCCAGUGCCCAAAGCAGCACAGAUCUCCACCAGCCCCGUCCAUCCCCAGGAAACCCAGAGUUGGGGCUCUAUAGUGAUUCUCCAAUCUGUGGGGACAUUUGGAGUCAGCUGGAAGUGGAACUUCAAGUCUCCUCUGGAGGACGAGGCCCUCAGUACCGCCUGGAGAAGCAGAGCGAGCCCAAUGUCGCCGUGGACCUGGAGAGCACUUUGGAGAGCCAGAGCGCAUGGGAGUUCUGCUUGGUCCGAGAGAACAGUUCAAGGGCAGACGGAGUUUUUGAGGAAGAUUCACAAAUUGACAUAGCUACAGUACAGGAUAUGCUUAGCAGCCACCAUUACAAGUCGUUCAAAGUCAGCAUGAUCCACAGACUACGAUUCACAACCGAUGUCCAGUUAGGUAUCUCUGGAGACAAAGUAGAGAUAGACCCUGUUACGAAUCAGAAAGCCAGCACUAAGUUUUGGAUUAAGCAGAAACCCAUCUCAAUCGAUUCUGACCUGCUCUGUGCCUGUGACCUUGCUGAAGAAAAAAGCCCCAGUCACGCAAUAUUUAAAGUCACGUAUCUAAGCAAUCAUGACUAUAAACACCUCUACUUUGAAUCUGACGCUGCUACUGUCAAUGAAAUCGUGCUCAAGGUUAACUACAUCCUGGAAUCACGAGCAAGCACUGCCCGGGCUGACUAUUUUGCUCAAAAACAAAGAAAACUGAACAGACGUACAAGCUUCAGCUUCCAGAAGGAGAAGAAAUCAGGGCAGCAAUGACACUGGCCUCCAGCCCCAAUCUGUCACCGUAGCUCAGAGCCUGCCUGCCAGGGCCAGGUGGCCCUAGAGCCCACCCUGUGUCCUGCAGUCCUCGGGGGCAGGCCAGUCCCUGGCUCACAGGCACAAGGCCAGGGGGCUCUUGGGGGAAUGGAGCUGGGGACAUCCCCACGGGACUGAAGCCUGAGUGGCAGUGGCUUUGAUGAGCAGUGCCGGGGGCCCGACGACACGGACGGCACCGCAGCCAUCCUCACUGCCCGACGGCCCUGCCUGAGGCUGUACAUAGCCAUGCCCAGACAUUUCCUUGCAACUUGAUCAAAUUUCUUAAAACAACCGAAGAACAAAAUUGUACAUUUCUUUUUUUUUUUUCCUUUUAAUAAACAGGUGUACUCUUUAUCAUGGUUGGUAUGACGGGCCGUUCUUUGGGGCAAAGGAUUGAUCAUGUCAUUCUCUUUAAACCUGUUCCCGUAUUGAACAGGCAGAUUGGAAAAGCUAUGGCUCGAUUUCUCAGAAGAAAUGUUUAGGGCUUCGUCAAUAGUUUUAACUAUGCCAUUUGUUUAAAUGAGUGCAUUGCUUUGAGGAUAGUAUCUUACUAAAGUUAGGAUGGGGGUGCCUGGUGCUGUGUGUCCCGGGCUCCCCCUUCAGAAGCCACCUCUCUCCAGCUCGUCCGGGCCCCUCUUGGUUUCAGAGAUGCGGGACUGCAGGUCCGGCCCCCGUGCUGGGAGAGCGGGGUGACGGCUGGUCUUCAGGUCAGCUCCCAGCCGGAAGUGGGCUUUUCCAUUUCUUAAAUAGCAAGUGUAUGUUUCAGCUAGCCAGUAGACCUGCAUGUGGGGUUUUCCGGGAAUUGGAAACGUCUCUGCUUUACUGACUCAGAAGGGCCUCCGCACCCCCUUCUUCUUCUCCAUACAGUGCCUGCCUCCUCGUCUGAGCAGGCUGCUGGAGGGGUGGGGGGGAUGGUGAGCAGAGGGGGCGGGCAGAGGGGAGCCUGCUCCUGCGGGGUCCGACUGACUGCUCCCUGACACCGCACCCCUGGCCACACCAGAUGCCUCUGCGGUCCUCACCAGCCUCUCCACAGUCCCUCCCACGGGGACAUCCUUUCGUGCUGUCCCCGGCCAGGGUCGAGGACCAGACGUUUCACCGAGGACCUGCAUUUCAAACAAUUUUUUAAAUUGUUGUACAAGAAGAGAUGUGCCGAAAACAGCAUCUCCAAGUCGAGUGUGUCUCUUUGCACUGGGGGCAUUUUAAUGAAUUCCUCUUUCAUUCUGAUCUUUGUUCAGCCAACAGAAGCAUCCUUUUCUAACGUCUUCCAUUCCCACCUACCCCAGAAAUGAAAGAAAUAUGAUUUGUAGCUCGCUAUCUAUCUGUAUUUGAAUUUUUAGCAAUUUUAUAUUUAGUUAUCUUUGAAAAAUGUAAAUGACUAAU
Molecule: messenger RNA, 3588 nt
Organism: Enhydra lutris kenyoni (northern sea otter)
Lineage: Eukaryota; Metazoa; Chordata; Mammalia; Carnivora; Mustelidae
Gene: MAPKAP1
Product: mitogen-activated protein kinase associated protein 1
Exons: 15
Coding region: 457-2169 (570 amino acids)
Biological process (GO): TORC2 signaling
Cellular component (GO): TORC2 complex; cytoplasm; plasma membrane
Molecular function (GO): phosphatidylinositol-4,5-bisphosphate binding
Source: RefSeq, a predicted model, not a curated record